GGGAGGCAGCCUAUCGGGUGCCAUGGGAAAUAUGUAACAAGCUCACAAAUACCAGCGCAUAAUCUUGCGUCAAGCAAACUGGAUCAGCUGCAUUUUCUUGAUGUGGGAAGCCGACACCAUCAAUUGAUUGGAUUUCUUCCGCCGAACAUGACCAACUCAUACGUACAGUUGGAGUUACGGGGUUGACCAUCCCCUAAAGUUAAAUAAGUCACUCAGAACAUAGUUUUUUGUUCCAAAAAGCGCUCUGAGGUAAAACAACAAAAUACAAAUGACUGGCAUCACUCCAUCUUUGGCGCAGUCUUAUGCGCAGCACAUUGUUGUCAAAAGACUGGGUUCUAUAACUAAAGGAAGACUGAUAUUUAUUCUACGGUACCACAGCGAUGAGCGAAUCACAACUGGUGAUUCAGCCAGGGGAGGGACACCAGAGGCAAUAAUACACGUAAACAACCCUCGGUUCUGGAUUCGAAUAUGCACCGCAUUCGACCUGGGGUUUUCCGAAGCUUUCAUGCUGCAAGAGAUCGACUGCGAGAAUUUGAGUGCUGUUUUCGACAUUUAUCUUAUGAACAAAGAGUCUUUGAGAUUUGGCAAUCCGUUGCUUGUUCUCGCCCAGACAGCGUUGCGGAUUUUCCUUAAGCCCACAAACAAUGUCGAGCAAGCCAGGCUCAACGCAUCGGCGCACUAUGAUACAUCAAAUCAACUAUUCGCAGCAUUUCUAUCGGCCGAUAUGAACUACAGCUGUGCACACUGGUCUGCGGAUCAGGCUGAGAAGCUACAAACAGCUCAAGACCGCAAAGUUGAGUUUCUCUUGAAAAGGCUCGACCUGUCACCAAACCAUCACUUGCUCGAAAUUGGAUGCGGAUGGGGAGAUGUCAUGAUCAAGGCAACACAAAAAUAUGGCUGCAGGGUAACAGGGUUGACACUUGCUAAGGAACAGCAACUUCUUGCAGAAAGAAGAAUCCAAGACGCAGGCGUGCAGGAUAAGGUUUCUGUUCUUCUUUGUGACUAUAGGAAAGCCCCUGUGCCAGAAACAGGAUACGACCGGAUUAUCUCAAUUGGGAUGUUUGAACACGUCGGAAAGAGGUAUUUCAACAAGUAUUUUGCGACUAUUUCCCGAUUGUUAAACUCGGAAACGGGUCUCUUGGUCAUUGACGGGAUUACUAUGACAAGCAAGAAUAAUAAAUCGCCUGUUGACACAUUCAUUGACCGAUACAUCUUCCCUGGUGGCUAUCUCCCUUCUAUCCAUCUACUAACGCAUUCUCUACAUGAGGGAUCCAAGGGAACAAUGGAAAUUACUUACGCACAAGACAUUGGCCCGCAUUACGGAAGGACCCUACUGGCCUGGAAAAAUAAUUUUGAACAAAACUGGAAGCAAAUUCGAGAGGACUACGUAGCCACUCAUCCAGUUGCGUCAAAAGAAGAUGUGGAGGCUUUUCGACGGAUGUGGAUUUAUUAUUUUGUAUAUUGUGAGGCUGGGUUCCGCUCACGUAUCCUUGGAAAUUAUAUCAUCCGUGCAGCAAAGACCCCAGAACCUCGUGUGUCGUAUGAUAGUACUAAGUUUGAGGAUAUGUGGAAGUGAUUGUGACAUAAAUAAAUGCCUUUUUAAUUCAAAACCUUGACAAUGUAUAGCUGGUAGCUAUAUAAAGGAAUCCAGCCAUUGAUCCAAUAAAUGGUACAUUGCUGGAAAUGUAUCGGGACUGUAAUAUCGCAUUCCCCCAGCAUUAAUAGUUAUUAUGAAUCUUUCUACUAGUCUCAG
Molecule: messenger RNA, 1753 nt
Organism: Talaromyces proteolyticus
Lineage: Eukaryota; Fungi; Ascomycota; Eurotiomycetes; Eurotiales; Trichocomaceae
Product: putative methyltransferase
Exons: 5
Coding region: 269-1576 (435 amino acids)
Biological process (GO): lipid biosynthetic process
Source: RefSeq, a predicted model, not a curated record